AUGAAUUCAUUCAUCUGUGCAAGCAAUCAUUACACGACUGUGGACAUUGAGAAAAGAAGUUCAGAAAAGGAUAUUCUUGAAUAUACAGCCGGUAGCUUGGAUUUGACUGAAUCAAGAGGCACGACCAGCAAUUCCCCUAUCAACAGUAUUGAUGUUUCUAAAGCAAAAUCGGCAUUUGCCAUUACCGAUAGUUUGUCAUCACCUGUCAGUUAUACUCCAAAUUCCAUCCUUUCAAUGGCGGAUUUAAAAACAUGCCGAUCAGACGAAAAGAAAUAUGACAUCCCAAUAUUUAUUUCUCCAUGGCGAUAUUUUAUGCUGCAAUCAACAACGAGUAGUUCUGAACACGUUCCAUCGUCCUAUCAUUAUCGGAUAUCCACGACAAAUACAGCUUCGAAAGGACCUCAACAUAUCCCGCAAUACAUGGCUACAACUAUUUCGUUUGCUAUGAAAAUGAAGCAAAUGAUGAAGCGGUGUACCCCUUUGGGAUCUUCGUGGUGGACUUCUCGUCGACGACAUUCAAUUUCAGAAGGCUUACGAACUGCAGUUUCUUUAACGCCAUCAAGAAACAGAAAAAGUCAUCGAUCAAAACUGCGCUUAUGGCAGCGAGCGACAUCACAACCAUCACCAAAAAUAUGUAACAAAAAACGUUCCAUCAGCAGUCCUGAACUCACUGCAGAAUGUAAUACAGCAAAUGAAUCAAACCGUCAAAAUUUGCAACAGCUAUCACCACAGUUAUUAUCGAGAGUCGCUUCCUUACCUUGUAACGGAUUGUACCAUAAGUAUUUAAAACCAUUAUUCUGGGAUCGAGUAAUAUCGAGAUAUGACGCAACAUCGCAAAAGGAACGUUUCAUGAGGGAAGGUCAAGCAGUACAUUCAGUUAUGAAUGCCCAAAAUGAACCAACCGAGACAUCAUUGAAUUUGGAACAGGCUGAAUCGCAGUUAUCAUUAAGAAAUUCAUAUCAGGAGGAAACUUCUCGAUUUCAUCUAGGCAGAGAUCAUAUGCAACAAUCAGACCAGAUACAUAAUAACGCUCCGAUAUCUAGUCUUUGUACAACUCAAGUCAAAACACCAUGUGGUUGGCAGCGAACAUUUUCCCGUGUACCACACAAAAUUUCUCGCCUUGAACGCUUCGCGUCACAAUUUGUGAAGGCUGUUUCUGCACAGGUAUGGAUAAUCGAAUCAUCGCAACGGAUUUCAACUUUAGGACAGUCGUCAUAUUUUAUGUCAUCAGAAUCCUCCAAAUAUAACAUUUGGCAGUGGAUUUCUCCUAAUUCACCUCAGAAAGUCUCUCGUUUUAAACGCUUUUGGAAGCCAGAAAUCAAGGAUGCAGAACGUGCCUCGCAACCAUCACGAUUGGGACAAGUUACGGAUCAGUCGACUUUAACUGAAAUAGGAAUAUCUCCAGAAGUGAUUUUGGAACGAACAAUUUCCAAAUCAUUAUCGGAAGUCUCACGUCUUAACCAUUUUCCAGUCUCUGAGGAUUCAAUAUCGAAGAUCUCUCAAGGAAGUUGUCGUCCUGAACAAUUUGAACUAGAAGUUUCACGGGAUUUCCUUGCAACACAAGCACUUGCGCCAAGUUCUCCUGCCAUCUUACCGACCAGGCUGCACAAAGGUUUAUUCUAUGAGCAAGCAAAGUCAGUUUACCUACCAAAACUUUCUAGCAAGAGCAGUCUUUCAUCCGUACAUGUAGCGCAUCUACGGUCGUCGAAAGAGCUUUUGACUGAAAGUUUGUCUUUUGGAGCACUGCCAAGGAAACAUCGUUCUAACUUCACAAUUAAACUAUUGCGUAGAGCCUCCAGUACGGAGUACUUUCAGAAAAAUGCUUUAUCAGGUUCAUGUACUACCGAAAUACAACCGUCGGAAGCAUCAGUAUUGCCUGAUGUGGUAUCUCAUAGCGAAUCGCCAAGGAAACGAUCUAAAUCUAUAUUACAAAGAGUUUCUCGCUUUGAACGUUUUCUGAAAACAAAUUUGUCAGGCACAAGUACCGCCUCAACAAAAUCAUGUGAAGCACUUACCGUAUCCAAUGCUUUAUUUUCUAGAGUAUCGAUGAGAAGAAAAUCGAAAAUACCAAAGUUGUUGAGAACUUCUCGUUUUGAUCGUUUUCAAAAAAAUGCCGUUCGAGCAAGGUCAUCGCUUGCGUUGCUUUAUCGUGACACUUCGUUUUUUGACAGAUCAUUCACUGGACGAUCAAAACCAACACCAUCUAGCAAAUGUACUCGUCAAAGUCUCUUUUUACCUUCUAGAUAUCUGACUUCUUCCCCAUGUGUUUGGAAUAAAUCAACGGCGGAACCAAUGCAGAAGAAAUCUCGUAUCGAACGCUUCCAGAAUUUUGCUUCACUGGACGUAUGUAUAGCUCGGACCCAACCGUCAAGUUCAUCCUCAUUUUCUAAUAUUUCACUGAUCCCAUCAAGCGGGGGAAGUUUGUGGAUGCAAACGAAAACAAUUCCACCAAAAAAGAUUUCAGGUUUUCACUGUUGUUCUUUUGAUUUUCAAGAAUCCGAUUCUUGGCAGAAAAAGGUUAUGAAAAUCAUGAAUAGGAAUUCUCGUUUCAAGCGCUUCGAGGACAAUAUCUCUCCGAAUAUACAUACAGCACAGUUUAACCUCUCACAAAAUUCAUCAGCCAAACGAUUCUUGAAAAAGCAGACAAAGCAGAAAAUACCUCACAAAAUUUCAUAUAAAGAACGAUUUAAAACUUACCGUGUUUCUCCUGAAUUAAUGAUUCAAGUUAACGGUGCAAGGUACUGCCCUUACGAUGACCGUUCUCUCUGCAGUGAAUCUCCAGCAUACUCACUCCUUACUGCCCAGCAAUGGUCGCCAGAACAAUCACUGACCUGCACACUAAAUAGUACAGAUUCAGUCAAGGAUGUGCUAACUGAAAGUACUGCACGGACCAUAGAUUCUGACCGGAACCAGCAAUUGGAACAGAGAAUCAGUUAUGAGGAACAAUUUGAGAAUUAUAUUUCCGCCGGUUUAAAUGUAUUUGAUGCUAUAAGUUUUAAAGAAAUUAGAGAAGGGAUAAGCAGGGAAUCAUGGGACAGUGCAAUAAUUCAACAAACACAACCGAUUUCACAUUCGGAUCAAACAAGAAAACAGUGUUUCGAUGGUGAGUGA
This is a messenger RNA of Loa loa (African eye worm), 3111 nucleotides long. RefSeq lists its product as hypothetical. The record is from RefSeq and is a predicted model, not a curated record. NCBI's taxonomy places the organism in Eukaryota, Metazoa, Nematoda, Chromadorea, Rhabditida, Onchocercidae. The coding region runs from base 1 to 3111 and encodes 1036 amino acids. The transcript has 3 exons.